AUGUCUCAUUGGAAGAGAGGGCGGCUAGCUUUAGGACUUCUGAGGCUUGGGCCCAGCAACAGUCCUUUCGCAAAUCACUUCCAACGUUUGGCCGAUGCCGAUCACAUAAUAUGGGUGAUUUGUCCGGACCACAGACGUAAACCCAAGAACCUCACUAGAAACCCAUAUCCAGUCAGUGCUGGACAGGUUGAUCAUCUCACUUCUUGGAGUUUGGACUCCGCGCAGCAAGUCUUCUUUAAGAGUAUUGGUUGGCAGACCAAAGUAGCUUUGUCGGGAUUGCAGGCACCCGCGAAACGACUUCUUGGAACUGAGAACCCAAUAUGUUGUGGCUACUCCUGCAUCAGCCUUUUGGCAGAUUCGCGCUUCAUUGCAUUGAAUCUGCCUGGUUCCUGA
Molecule: messenger RNA, 393 nt
Organism: Glarea lozoyensis ATCC 20868
Lineage: Eukaryota; Fungi; Ascomycota; Leotiomycetes; Helotiales; Helotiaceae
Exons: 1
Coding region: 1-393 (130 amino acids)
Source: RefSeq, a predicted model, not a curated record